ACUUCCGCUCUGUGAUGUUUAUUGUGAAAAGCUACGGCCGUCCCCCGCGGUUAGCUGGAGCUUCGGUGCACAGACAUGGCUGGUCGGGCUCGCGUCGUUCAGCUGCUCAGGCAGCUCGAGCGCGUUACCUGCAGAUGUCCUGCUCACUCCAACACCUUCUACCAAGGUGUUGGAGCACUGAGCAGUACUGACAGGAAGACGGAGUACGCUUUUGAGAUGGCGAGUUCCAACAUACGAUAUGGAGCUGGAGUCAGUAGAGAGAUCGUCAUGGACCUGCAGAACCUUGGAGCUCAGAACGUCUGUCUGAUGACAGACAGUAAUGUGUCUUGCCUCCCUCCUGUCAAGGCUGUCCUGGAGUCUCUGUUAAAGAACAGAGUCAAGUUCCAGGUGUAUGACUCUGUCCGGGUAGAGCCCACAGAUGCUAGCUUCAAACAAGCCAUCUCAUUCGCUAAGAGCAACACGUUUGAUGUAUUUGUGGCCAUUGGUGGUGGAUCAGUGAUGGACACCUGUAAAGUGGCCAACCUGUACUCCUGCCACCCUGAUGCUGACUUCCUAGACUUUGUUAACACUCCAAUAGGAAAAGGCAUUCCAGUGACCAAGCCACUGAAGCCACUCAUUGCAGUUCCUACGACUGCUGGUACUGGCAGCGAGACCACUGGAGUUGCCAUCUUUGACUAUGAACCUUUAAAAACCAAAACAGGUAUUGCCAGCCGAGCCAUCAAACCCUCACUGGGCAUUGUGGACCCGACCUACACACUGAGCAUGCCUGAGCGGGUGGCGGCAAACACGGGCUUUGAUGUACUUUGUCAUGCUUUGGAGUCGUACACUGCCCUGCCUUACAACCAAAGGGUGCCCUGCCCCACCAACCCCAUCUACCGUCCCCCUUACCAGGGUAGCAACCCCAUCAGUGAUGUCUGGUCCCGCCACGCUCUCCACAUAGUCGCUAAGUACAUGAAACGGUAUAGAAGAACCCUGACCCUUACCCUUAACUUGUUCUUCAGAACUGCCUCUGCUAGACCACUGAUUGCAUGUCACCGAGCUUCUGAGUUGGUUUUGAUUGAUCACAGAGCUGUGUGGGACCCAGAGGACCUGGAGGCUCGAUCCAACAUGCAUCUGGCAAGUGUGUUUGCUGGGAUCGGCUUUGGAAAUGCAGGAGUCCAUCUGUGUCAUGGGAUGUCAUACCCCAUAGCAGGAAAUGUGAAGACUCACUCAGCCAGGGGCUACAACGUGGACCACCCUCUAGUGCCUCAUGGACUCUCAGUUGUCCUCACGUCUCCAGCUGUCUUCUCCUUCAUUGCACCAAUGUGUCCGGAGCGCCACCUGGAGGCAGCAGAGAUCCUCGGUGCAGAUGUUCGUCAGGUAAAAAGGCAGGAUGCUGGCGCCAUUCUGGCCGAUACAUUGCGUCAGUUCCUGUUUGAACUGCAGGUGGAGGACGGUCUUGGAGCUGUUGGUUACAGUAGAGAUGACAUUCCAUCGCUGGUGAAGGGAACCCUCCCUCAGGAGCGUGUCACUAAACUGUCUCCUCGUGAGCACUCUGAAGAAGACCUGAGCCAGCUGUUUGAAGCCUCCAUGAAGCUUUACUGAGUGGUGCAGUUGGUCUGGGCUGCUACAAAGGGUCCAAAUCAAUCAACCCUAACCCUUUUGAUCAGAAUGGUACUGGUAAAAUCUGAGAAUGGCAUUUGGAUCAAAAUCUGUUUGUAACACCAAAUAUGUCAGCAAGCUAGAAAAGUUCUGUGACGCUCUGUAAAUAGAAAAUGUUAUGAAAAUCAGGAAAACAGACUUUAGUUUGAUUAAAAGUUUGGAUUGUGACGUAAACCUGACCUCAUGCCUGAAAACGACCAACAGAAUAAAACCUGAGUGAAAGUUUGUGGAA
This is a messenger RNA of Nothobranchius furzeri (turquoise killifish), 1873 nucleotides long. The record is from RefSeq and is a predicted model, not a curated record. Lineage: Eukaryota; Metazoa; Chordata; Actinopteri; Cyprinodontiformes; Nothobranchiidae.